AUGCCUCAAAACGAAUAUAUCGAAAAGCACAUAAAGCAGCAUGGUCGUAGAUUGGACCACGAGGAGCGUAAGAGAAAGAGAGCUGCCAGAGAGGGCCAUAGAGUGGCCAAGGAUGCCCAAACAUUGAAGGGCUGGAGAGGAAAGCAGUUUGCCAAGCAGAGAUACUCCGAGAAGGUGGCCAUGAAAAAGAAGAUAAAGGCCCACCAGGAGUCCAAGGUCAAGGGACCAUCCACACCAAAGGAAAACGACGGCGAGGCGUUGCCCACAUACUUGUUGGACCGUAAAGAUACCAACACUGCCAAGGCUAUCAGUAGCUCGAUCAAGCAAAAGAGAAUGGAGAAAGCAGAUAAGUUUUCCGUACCAUUACCCAAGGUGAAGGGUAUUUCCGAGGAAGAGAUGUUCAAGGUCAUCAAAACAGGAAAACUGAAGACAAAAUCAUGGAAGAGAAUGAUCACCAAGCAUACAUUCGUGGGAGAAGGGUUCACUCGUAGACCAGUUAAGAUGGAGAGGAUUAUUCGUCCUUCGGCAUUAAGACAGAAAAAGGCCAAUGUGACCCACCCUGAGUUGGGAGUCACGGUUUUCCUUCCUAUUUUGGGUGUCAAGAAGAACCCUCAGUCACCCAUGUACACCCAAUUGGGAGUAUUGACCAAGGGAACCAUCAUCGAAGUCAAUGUUUCGGAGUUGGGUUUAGUUACUGCUGGUGGUAAAGUUGUGUGGGGUAAGUAUGCUCAGAUCACCAACGAGCCAGACAGAGACGGUUGUGUGAAUGCCGUAUUAUUGGUUUAA
Messenger RNA from Meyerozyma guilliermondii ATCC 6260, 786 nucleotides. RefSeq lists its product as uncharacterized. Gene Ontology annotation, cellular component: nucleolus; preribosome, large subunit precursor. Gene Ontology annotation, biological process: maturation of LSU-rRNA; maturation of 5.8S rRNA. The record is from RefSeq and is a predicted model, not a curated record. Lineage: Eukaryota; Fungi; Ascomycota; Pichiomycetes; Serinales; Debaryomycetaceae. Bases 1 to 786 code for a protein of 261 amino acids. The transcript has a single exon.